Messenger RNA from Lachancea fermentati, 1371 nucleotides. Lineage: Eukaryota; Fungi; Ascomycota; Saccharomycetes; Saccharomycetales; Saccharomycetaceae. The record is from the annotation of a GenBank genome assembly.
AUGUUUCUGUCAUUUUACAUCACGGAUACCAAGCAUUCAUUGUUAUUUGAAUAUCUAGUCAGCUAUGAUGCACCCUCUUUCAAAGCUCUGUGGUCAAAAAUUCAGUCCAUGACACCAGAUCUAGCCAAGGACCGAGUGACUUGCAAGGGCAAUCUAGGUAAAAAUCUAGUCGCAUAUCGAUAUUAUUCAGAGGAAAAUAGAGUCAAUUAUUGGUGUCUAGCUACGAGAAAGUCGAAUCCUCUUGAGUCACUGGUUUUCAUGGAGACUUUCGACAAGGUGCUUCUCUAUUACUUCGACAAAGAACACAUAACAUCGAAUAAGCUUAUCAACAACUAUGAUAGAAUAACUUUAUUGUUGAAUAGCAUGAUUGAUGCAAAUGAGCCCGCCAUUUCUGAUUUGAACCGCCUACGAGAGAUGGUACCUGUAAGAAAUGACCUGGCAAAAGUGAUCAAUUCGACCGCCUCAACUCUAGGAAAGAAGAUAUCACAUGCAGAGGCAAACCAAAUGUUCUCUACCCGAACCAAUUCAUCUUCGAAUGUGAAGGAAACCGCGGUCCCAUGGCGUAGUGCCGGAAUAACCUAUUCCAGCAACGAACUUUAUGUGGAUAUGAUUGAAAAGGUGCAUGUAGUAUUCCAGAAAAAGAAGAAUGGCGCUCAAUGCGUACCUGUAACUGCUUCUAUAGAAGGACAGGUGUUUUUCAAGUCUCAUUUAAGCGGUGACCCCGUCAUCCUACUAAGGCUAAAUCUGCUUGGUCACGAUCUGGGCUGUCCUGCACUGCAUAGAUGCGUAGAUACUAGCGGUUCUGAUUUCUACGCGGACAGUCUCAAAUUCAUUCCGCCCGAUGGUAAGUUUGAACUGAUGCAAUACUCAAUUGACUUGGACGCCUACCAUAGCAAGAGCAAGACAAUGGCCAAUAUCGGCCUUGUGACCCUCGAUUAUCAGGUCGGCCUUGGUUCGUUAGGUGACGAAUUUGAAAUUAAAGUUAACAUCGCAGGCACUACCCGUACAUCGACCAUCGAAAACCUUGCUGUCGGUUUGCACUUGCCCGCCCUUCCUGACGAAUGCAAAAUUAAAGUUUUAAGAAAUACGCAUGGCCGCUUCCAAAGCAGCGUCGAAAGCAACAGAGGCACAUGGUUGUUUGACAAAGAAAUCCCAACUGGAACGCUACCAGUUUUGAGAGGUUGUUUAGAAGGAGCUAGUUCUGAGAUUUUAAAGAGCCUCAAUUUAACUGUAGCUUAUUCUAAUAAGGGCCUACUGCCUAGUGGCAUUCGUGUUGAAGGUGUUGAUAUCAUAUCAGGUAUGCCCAAGAACCUAAAGCCGUUCAAAGGUGUCAAAUACGUUGCCAAAGCUGGCGAUUUCCUUGUCAGAUGA